AUGGCCGUUGAGCUGCGCUCUGGUUUGAAAUAUGGGACCGUUCUGUCUUUCGCCGCGGUUCUGCUGGCGUUCUGGCUCCGCACUCCUCGGUCCGUGCUGGAUGAACGGCUGGACGCCGUGCUGUCCUCUCUUCUCCGGGCUGAGAGGAAAGUGGGUAUCAACAACGUCGCCCGCCCGAGAGUGGCCAUAGGCUUUGGCGGCUGUGUGGACAUUAUUGUGGAUGGUGUGACAUUACUGAACAAAAUUGGACUGCAGCCGACUGAUCAGCCACUCCAUCACGACUACAUUGAGAACGCAGAGCAGCUGGCCCAGAGUUUCGCCUACUUCUUUGCACCUGGAGCCGCCUCGGAGAGGUUUGUGAUGAACGACACACUCUUCAGUCAGCUGGUGGAGGCCUCUCGAGAGUUGCCUGGAAACCGCUGGUCGGUUGGGGGUAAUGCUCCAGUAAUGGCAGGCAGGAUGGCCAGUGAAGGCUGUGAUGUGCUUUUGGGGGGCAGCUUCAGCCCAGACUUCAACGAUGUUCUCUCACAGCACAUCACAGUGGCAGGGAACACAGUGGAGGAGCCAGAUAUCCACUUGAUCUUGGAGUAUCCCUCUGGGGCUACCUGGGGGCAGUACACAUCCCGAAGGGCCAACAGGUACAUUGUCCACAGUGAUGACCACAACCCCUACUUGGACUCUAUGGAGGAGUUUGAGAUGAGGCUGCAGAGCUUUAAGCCUGACCUGCUGGUGGUGGGAGGCCUUCAGAUGAUGGACAACUUCCCUUUCAAGCAAGGAGAACGUGAGGCUCUGUUGAGUCGCCUGGCAUGGAUCCUUUCCUCAGCCUCCCCUCAGACCAGUGUCCACUUUGAAAUGGCCAGCUUCGUGGACGAGGGCCUGAUGUCAGACCUUCUGGAGUUUGUGCUGCCGCACGCUGACUCUUUGGGCAUGAAUGAGCAGGAGCUGCCCAACCUCCUCAGCCUGUUCCGCGGCAGUAACUUGACUGUACUGUCUGACCCCAACCCUCGUGUAGCCACCGUGCUGGACCAGAUGCGCGAGCUCUACCGCUUGGUCAACCAGCGGCACAAAGAAGCCGCAACCGGCCGUCCCCUGACCAGACUGCAUGUCCACACACUUGCCUUCCAAGCCAUGAUUGUCACUCACGGCUCCCAGUGGAAGAACACGAUGUCGGCCGUGGCCAAAGCCUCGCUCACAGCCAACCGCCACGUGUGCGGUUCCGCGGACAUUGACACCAGCAAAGCGAGGUUGAUCAUGGACGAGUCUUUCUCUGUCAGCAGACGGGAGGGAAGCCAGAGGAUUCCAUUGCAGGAGUCUCGGCCCGUCUCCUGCUGGACUGAAGACGACUAUGAAAUCUGUGUAGCUCCGGUGCUCGUGUGCACUGAAGUCUAUCAGACUGCAGGAGGAGGAGACAACAUCUCUGCUGCUGGCCUCGUGCUGCAGAUUUAAUCGAAGAAGAAAGCUGUCUUAUAAAACAAUGCUGAAACUGAACUGAACUGGAGAGAACUAGUCUUGCUGUCUGAACAUCCCAUAUCAUAUGAAGACUUUUUUUUGUUUUAGCUACAGUCUUACAAAUCAACAUUCACCCCAACAUUGGGUCCAGAAAUAAUAGCUUUUCUUUGUGUUUUUUGUUCUGUGAUUCAUAUACAGUUGUAUGCAAAAGUUUGUGCGCCCCAGCCAGAAAGUUUUGUUGAUUUUCUAAGUGAAAAAUAAGUAAACAUGUCCAGAGAACACAUUUCUGCAACUUUUAAUGCACAAUUAAUGUUUUAUGCUCUGUUUAACAUAUUGGAAAAAGCUAUAACAUAAAAUGUGGCCUCUGCAAAAGUUAUGGCACAUUCUUUUGUUAAACUUCUUUUGAAUUUUUGUUUAAUUCAACAAUUAAUGUAGAAAUUGUGCUCUAAAAAUUGCAGUAUUUAACAAACUUAAGUUUGUUACCUGUAGAGGAUGUGUUAUUUUAACUUGUUUAAAAAACACAUAAUUUGACUUUUUUUUUUUUUUAAUAUGCUUUGCAUGCAACUGUACUUUCAUAUGUGUUUUAACCCUGUUUUCAUAUCAUUUGCACACUUCAGGGGCCAGUCAUCUCUUAUUAACCGCUCACCAAAAUGCUUGAAACCAUACCCAAAUCUAGUCUGAUUGACUAUCAGAAUGACUGAAAUGUUUCGAUGUCUAGCAGAAUAUCCUUAUUCUGAUGUUCUUCUCUUUUAUUCUUUCCUUUUUUUUAAGCUUUCCUACUAAUCCAUGAUAGGAAACAGCAUGU
This is a messenger RNA of Colossoma macropomum (tambaqui), 2254 nucleotides long. RefSeq names its product ADP-dependent glucokinase 2 (gene adpgk2). Gene Ontology annotation, cellular component: endoplasmic reticulum. Gene Ontology annotation, molecular function: ADP-specific glucokinase activity. Bases 1 to 1446 code for a protein of 481 amino acids. Gene Ontology annotation, biological process: glucose metabolic process. Lineage: Eukaryota; Metazoa; Chordata; Actinopteri; Characiformes; Serrasalmidae. The record is from RefSeq and is a predicted model, not a curated record. The transcript is spliced from 6 exons.